Messenger RNA from Naegleria gruberi, 1248 nucleotides. Its product is annotated as RINGv domain-containing protein. Gene Ontology annotation, molecular function: zinc ion binding. The transcript has 4 exons. The coding region runs from base 36 to 1196 and encodes 386 amino acids. Lineage: Eukaryota; Heterolobosea; Eutetramitea; Acrasida; Naegleriidae. The record is from RefSeq and is a predicted model, not a curated record.
AAAAACCUUCAAAUAAUACAGUAGAUAGACAAGAAAUGGUCAUUGACAAUCAUCCUCAUGAUGAUUCCCUCGCAAAGAAUAAACUAUUGAGUGAGCCAUCAUUGCCAAGCAAUAAUCCAACACCGAAUAGUUAUUAUGCCAACUCAUCGGAUCCAUACUAUUUACAUCAACAACAUAAUAGCAGUUUGGAAAAUGUUUCUCUGCACCAUCAUCACGAUGAUUCAGAGGACAAGAUUUGUCGUUGUUGUCAUGGAGUUUUAACUGCCAAUGAUGAUUAUAUUGCUCCGUGCAAAUGUACAGGAUCGAUGAAAUUUGUUCAUCGUUAUUGUUUGGAUCAAUGGAGAUCUGUGAGUCCAAAGGCUUCCUCUUUCUAUGCUUGUGAUAUUUGCUCACAUACAUAUGAUAUUAAAGAUGUGGAUGAGAAUGGCAGAGUUCUCGAUGGAACAGAAGUAGUAGGGAAGGACGGAUGUUGUGGAUACAAACCAAAGACUGUGGCAAAGUUUGGAGCUUUGGUAACUGUCGAUUUUGCUAUCAUUCUUGCUGUUUGGCAAGUUUUAGUUUUGGCUUGUGCUGGAUUCUUUGCAUUGUGUGAUUAUGAUUAUGGAUUGAGAGCUAAAUUAUUCGGAACUGAAAUGAAUAUCUAUCUGGUUUCAUAUAUUUGUGGAUUGGUCAUGUUCUUCUUCUUUUUAGGAUUGUUUGGAUUAUGUUGUAGUGGUAUCAUUCUUUUGAAUAAGAUGAUUAAUGGAACAUUCUUUGGAAAUUGUUGUACUACAGAAGAGUUCUAUACCUAUGAUACUUAUCCUUACUAUUCAAGACCUUACUCAACCUAUGCUUGCUCCGAUAUGUUCUUCUGGUAUUGCUUCUGGUCAUCACUUUAUGGUCGUCCUAAUUAUGGAGGUGGUGGUAGUUGCUGCUAUUUAGGAUGCAUGAAUUGUCAAGGUGGAUAUGGUGGUGGAGGAGAUUGUGGAAAUUGUGAUAUGGGAGGAUGUGGUGGUGGAGAUUGCAAAGGAGAAGGUGUUUUGAUUAUUCUCGUUGUCAUUGUUCUUGCAGUUGCCAUUGUUGGAUUGUUGUUUGGUGUCAUUCUUAUGGGAUUGUUGGGUUAUAGAAUCUUCUCGAGAAGAUUUUCAGUUUUGAAGAGAAAGGAUCAAACCAAAUAUCAACAAAUUCAAAAUUACUGGCCUGCUGAUCAAUUGUAAAUAAUGUUCAUUUGUAAAUUUUACAAAGAUUAAAAUAAUAAUAUACCUUAAU